GCUCUCUCACACUUUCCCGUGCUCUACCCGCCUCCCCCCUCUGGCUGUGCUGGCUCCCUCAGCUGCUUUCAGUUGCCCUGUGUGCAGUGUGCAGUGUGGACAGGGCUAGGCUGAGUUGGGCUGUGUUGAGGACAUAUAGUGGAUCUGUGUAGUGAAUUUGUGAGAACUACAGAAGGAGUGUCUCAGUACAGACUCUGUUUCCCAAACUAAUUGGAUUAGGACUGGAACAUACUGGACCUGUUUUUCUACACUAACUUAAGACAGAGCUUUAAGCGAGGGGAGGCUGGAAGAGAGAAAAUAGAAAACCAUACAAGGGGUCAACACUGGAGAACUGCUGGAGCAGAGACCCACGCCCACGUCAAGGCUGAUCUCUAGCCCAGCUCCCCUCACUCUCCCUGGGAUCGGUAUGGUGGGAUUCCUCCUGCCUCUGACCUCCAACACUGGGGUGAUGUUCUGUGUCUCUGGAACCCCUGACCCCUAACCCCUGAACCUAGGACAGAUUCUGGUAAGGUUUUGUGAAUUACUGUCUUCUGGAGGACUGGUGCUUCAGGGACCUGUCUGGCCUCUUUCUCACUUGGAUCAUGGCCUCUCUCUGUGGCACGGUGGUGCUGCUGUGUGGGGUGGUUUCUCUCUUUGGAGCCCAGCAGAAAAAGAGCAAUGUUCCACGGCUAAAACUCUCUUACAAAGAGAUGUUGGAGUCCAAUAACUUGGUGACGUUUGAGGGCCAGGUGAAUAGCUCUGCCUACCACACGUUCCUAUUGGACGAGGAGAAGGGUCGUCUGGUGGUGGGAGCCAAGGACCACAUCUUCUCCUUCAACCUAGUCAACAUCAGCAGAGAUAUGGCACAGAUCCCGUGGCCUGCCUCCACCUCCAGAAGAGACGAGUGUAAAUGGGCAGGAAAGGACCUAAUGAGUGAAUGCUCUAAUUUCAUCAAGGUGUUACAGCCAUUUAACCAGACCCAUCUGUAUGUAUGUGGAACCGGAGCCUUCCACCCUGUCUGUGCCUACCUGGAGGUGGGGAAGAAACUAGAGGACAGUGUGUUCAGGCUGGAGCCCCAGAUAGAGAACGGUCGAGGGAAGAGCCCUUAUGACCCCAAGCUGCUCACAGCAUCCAUGCUCAUUGAUGGCGAACUCUAUUCUGGGACGUCAGCUGACUUCAUGGGGAGAGACUUUGCCAUUUUUCGUACGCUGGGACAGCAUCACCCAAUCAGAACAGAGCAACACGACUCUCGCUGGCUGAAUGACCCCAGGUUUGUGAGUGUCCACAUGAUACCAGAGAGUGACAACCAAGAGGAUGACAAGAUCUACCUGUUCUUCAGAGAGAAUGCUAUGGAUGGGGAACACGCAGGGAAGGCUACUCAAGCACGCAUCGGACAGCUCUGCAAGAAUGACUUUGGAGGCCACAGGAGUCUAGUGAAUAAGUGGACCACGUUCCUGAAGGCCAGACUGGUCUGUUCUGUACCUGGACUCAACGGCAUAGACACUCACUUUGACGAACUACAGGAUGCGUUUCUGAUGAGCUCUAAGGAUCCCAAGAACCCCAUUAUCUAUGCAGUGUUCACUACAUCCAGUAACAUCUUCAAGGGUUCAGCAGUGUGUCUGUACAGCAUGGCAGACAUCAGAAGGGUGUUUCUAGGUCCCUAUGCCCACAGAGACGGCCCUAAUUACCAGUGGGUUCCCUUCCAGGGACGGGUACCAUACCCACGGCCCGGAACGUGCCCCAGCAAGACGUUCGGUGGAUUUGAUUCGACUAAGGACUUGCCCGAUGAUGUCAUAACAUUUGCCAGAGGUCACCCGGCGAUGUUUAACCCCGUCUACCCCAUCAACAACCGACCAAUCAUAGUCAAGACAGACACAGACUACCAGUUCACACAGAUAGUGGUGGACCGUGUAGAGGCAGAGGAUGGACAGUAUGACGUCAUGUUCAUAGGCACAGAUAUAGGGACAGUGCUGAAGGUGGUGUCCAUCCCCAGAGGGUCCUGGCAUGACCUGGAGGAGAUUCUACUGGAGGAGAUGACUGUGUUCAGGGAACAAGCUGCUAUUACAGUGAUGAAACUCUCUACAAAGCAGCAACAGUUGUACCUCGGCUCAGAGCUGGGUGUAUCCCAGAUGCCUUUGCAUCGCUGUGAGGUGUACGGGAAGGCCUGUGCUGAGUGCUGUCUGGCUAGAGACCCUUACUGUGCCUGGGACGGGACCGAGUGCUCACGAUACUUUCCCAUGGCCAAGAGGAGGACAAGGAGACAGGACAUCAGGAACGGAGACCCUUUAACCCAGUGUUCAGAUCUGCAGCAUCAAGAUAACCUGAAUGGACAGCCCACGGUGCUGGAUAAGACGGUGUAUGGAGUGGAGAACAGCAGUACGUUCCUAGAGUGUAGCGCCAAGUCCCAGAGAGCACUCACCUACUGGCAGUACCAACAAGCCAAUGACGACCGAAGACAAGACAUCAAAUCAGAGGAUCGUUUUGUACGUACGGAGCAGGGCUUGCUGAUCCGCACAUUGGACAAGAAGGAUUCUGGGAUGUAUGUGUGCCAGGCAGUAGAACACGGCUUCAUGCAGACGCUCCUAAAGGUCACCCUGGAGGUCAUCGACACUGAACGCCUCGACGAUCUCAUUCAUCGUGAUGACGAAGACACCGCACACACAGCUACCACACACACCACCGCCCGGGACACGUCCACAGCCCGGGAAUCGCCCAAUCAGAAGGUUUGGUACCGUGACUUCCUGUCGUUAGUGAACCACCCGACCCUGAAUAGCGUGGAUGAGUUCUGUGAGCAGGUGUGGAAGAGGGAGAGGAAGCAGAGGAGGCAGAAAGCACACCUAUCCCAACAGGUCCAGCUACACCAGCAGCAGCAGCAGGGCCUCGUGCACACCCACGUGCACGCCCACGGCCUGGCGGCCAAAUGGAAACACCUGCAGGAGAGGCAGAAGGGCCGCAACCGCCGGACCCACGAACUGGAGAGAGCCCCCCGCAGCGUCUGACCUCUCACCCACUGAAUCCCAUGACCCUCCAACCCCCAACCCACGUACCCUUUCCUCGUCCCCGAACACCCUCCGAACCUCCUCCCCUGCCUCCUCUGCCCCAUACAGAGAUAAAGACUCGUUCCACACUGACUUUGUACAGAGAAUCUCAACUGGAAACAAAGGCAAUAUCCCGCCCUGGUCGAUGUGUAGGCUGCGUGGGCACCCAUGUUUACAGUGACACGGCACAGAGACACAGGAUGAUACAGUACUAUUAUAUUCUAUUAUCUCAGCUGGCCUCUGUGGCCCCAGCACCAUGGAGGGACAGUGUCAGCCAACAUGAGGACUGGACUUCAUGUAAUUACAUGCUCUCUCUACUAUUGAAUAACCUAUUGAAAACAUGGCUCUGUCUCUGCAGUAGUAUGGCUUUGUACAGCUCAUCGUUGUUGUCCACCCAGAUUUAGUGGCUAUCUUCUAUUAACCACUACUAUCUUGGAACAAGGGAUGAUAGUGUUUGAUGACAUACAUGACUGAGCAGGGAUGUACCUUAUGUGUGUAUCACAAGGACAAUUAUAAUAUACAGGUCAUGUAAAGCACAACGGUUUGAUGUUGAGAAGAUUCUAUGAGAUAUGAAGAGUUCUGAGGAGAGAGGAGGAUGCCCGAGCACUGCAAGAAAAUAAAUCCAUGGCUACUGAAAAUUCAGUAGUCAUGGAUUUAUAACUAAAGAUGUUAUUCUAACUUAAAUCAGACAUGUAAAUAUGCUUUGAAACAUUCUUGUACAAAAGGGAAUGGUUUGCGGGUUUCUUGUUACAUGAUGCUGUUUCACCAUAAACAAUUGAAUUAAGCAGUAGGUUAAAAAAGUAUCCAACAAGAUUCUGAAAGUGAUUGUGUUCAGUGUAUAGAUAAUCUCUCCCUUCCAAGACACAAAUGUUUUGAUGUUUUGAUGUUAAUCUUUUUCAUUAGUUCAGAGUUCUGUAUAAAAUAUGUUACAUCGUUGAAGUUGACUUUAUUUCAAUAUAUUUUCUUCAAUUUAUGUUUCAGUCAAACCCCUGCAUCCCAGUUUAACUAUUCAAUCUGUGUCGCGGAGCGUUAAAGUUGGCGUGAUAGAAAUGUAAAAGUAAUUCAUGAUUGAGAUGACAUAUGCAGCGUUUACCGUGAAUGCAGUCUCCGCCAACGCGGGAACAUUGCCUUUGAAUUUCAAUCAUGCUGUAACACUGAACGUCCUCGAUUCGGAUAGAAUAGAACCCUAAAACUUUGUUGUCUCUGCAUCGACUCUGUCACAUGUUGUUUAAAUGAAUAAAUUACUACAUUUGCAAACAAAACUUGUUUCCAACACACACAUGUUUAUAGAUAUGUAUAUGUACAUUGUGAAAAAAAUAUUUGAUAGAAGUUGAUCUAUUUCAGAAAACAUUUUGUAACAUCUAUUUUUUAUUGUUUUAUAUCAUUAUAACCCUGUUGUUACUUUAUGAUAACACCUACAUGUACAGUGCAUUCGGAAAGUAUUCAGACCCCUUGACUUUUUCCACAUUUUGUUAUGCAUUAUUCUAAAAUUGUUUCAAUUGUUUUUUUUCCUCAUCAAUCUACACACAAUACCCCAUAAUGACAAAGCAAAAACUGAAAUAUAACAAGUAUUGGUAUUACGCAGCUCUUUCAGAGUGACCAUCGGGUUCAUGGUCACCUCCCUGAUCAAGGCUCUUCUCCCCCAAUUGCUCAUUUUGACCGGGCGGCCAGCUCUAGGAAGAGUCUUGCUGGUUCCAAACUUCUUCCAUUUAAGAUUGAUGGAGACCACUGUGUUUUUAGGGACCUUCAAUGCUACAGACAUUUUUUGGUACCCAUUCCGAGAUCUGUGCCUCGACACAAUCAUGUCUUGAAGCUCUACGGAGAAUUCCUUUGACUUCAUGCAUUAUUUUAGCUUUGUCAUUAUGGGGUACUGUGUGUAGAUUGAUGAGGGAAAAAAUUAACACAUUUUAGAAUAAGGCUGUUACGUAACAAAAUGUGGAAAAAGUCAAGGGAUCUGAAUACUUUCCGAAUGCAAUGCAACAUGUACAUGCUGGCAAACAGGACCAACUAACAGAGCAAAUACUUUCCACUCAUUAAAAAAACACCACUGGUGUUUUAUGGAACAUGCAGGCUUCUAUUACAAUAGUUAGCAUACCACUAAUGUAACGUAUAUGUCCAUUUGUCCAUGUCAGACUGCAAAUGUACUACAUACCGUACCAUACUCUUCCAGCAAAAUACAGAUAUUGUGUUAUUUUCCAGGAGCAUAGUGUAUCUGUCCUUCUAUGUAUUUUCAGCAGAAUCACUACAGUAUGUACUUUACAUGUGUUUUCUAUGUACUUCAGGAUGUGUGUUUCAUUUUGGAAUAUCUCAACAGAGACAGACACAGAGAACCUGGAAUGUAGUUGUGAACAUAACAUACACAUUGAAGAGUAAAUCCUAUGGUCCAACAGUAUGACACUGUGCUAAUUGCAUGUGAAUGCCAUUCUAGUGUACCUUUGUUAAUAUAACUGUGUAAUGUUUCAUGUUGUUUCUGAUGGUAUGCUCUUAGCUUAGAGGCAGUACAUGUUAACUUAACCUGUUACUGAGGUGUAAAUACUCUAUUUUCAGUAGGAAAUAUAAGGCACACAAUCGAUUACUGGAAGUACUGACAUACUUUGAAGAACACUAAAAUACUGCAUAACUGAAGUACUCAGACUUUAAUUUUACCGUACCAGAGUUCCUAUUUUAGAACCGGUAUUCUUCAGUAUAAAAGGUGCUGGUUCUCUGUACCGGUCAUCUCCAGCCAACUUCAACCACUAGCAGGACUGCUGAGUGUAAAUGAGGGAGUAAACCGGUCAUCUCCAGCCAACUUCAACUACUAGCAGGACUGCUGAGUGUAAAUGAGGGAGUAAACCGGUCAUCUCCAGCCAACUUCAACCACUAGCAGGACUGCUGAGUGUAAAUGAGGGAGUAAACCGAUGCUGCUGUAUUGACUGUGUUUGGCAUGAUGAUGAUGAUGAUGAUGAUGAUGUACUCUACUGUUCUAAUAAAAAUCUCUUCCUAAAGCCUCGUUUUACUGA
This is a messenger RNA of Salvelinus fontinalis (brook trout), 6016 nucleotides long. Its product is annotated as semaphorin-3ab-like. Lineage: Eukaryota; Metazoa; Chordata; Actinopteri; Salmoniformes; Salmonidae. The record is from RefSeq and is a predicted model, not a curated record. Gene Ontology annotation, biological process: negative chemotaxis; semaphorin-plexin signaling pathway; neural crest cell migration. Gene Ontology annotation, molecular function: chemorepellent activity; semaphorin receptor binding; neuropilin binding. The transcript has 19 exons. The coding region runs from base 582 to 2978 and encodes 798 amino acids.